AUGGUCGCUGCAGCCCGCCUCCUUGCCGCCCUGGCAUGGCUCUUCCUGUCCGCUGCUAGCCCCGUGCACGGUGUCCCAGCUACCCUACCAGGACUGCACGUCCUCUCACCCCGCGCAGAUCUGCAAGUCAACGUCUCGAGUAACGGGACGGUCACUGUCUCGAAUGGCAAUGAGACCAUCGCGCAAGGAUUUGCGACAGACGGAGGAGGAUCCGGAUUCGAUGCGUCUGCCGUGCUGUGGAUCGUCUACUGCUUCCUGCUCGGUGUCCCCCUCGCCUUUGGUGGGGUGAGGCUGCCGCGCCUGACGACGGGGAUCGGCAUUGGGCUGACCAUCACAGUCUGCAUGUGGGCGGCGUUCGUCAGUACCGAGUCGGCUAAGGACCUGCCGGAGCUCGUCAUCACGCUGAUCCCCAUGCUUCUCUUUGUUCCCGGGUUCCUGUUCGGAGCAUACGAGUAUGGCCGCCUUGCUGGCGUCAUCCUUCUCGUUGUGGCGAGCGGCUUCUCCUGGGGCGUGCGGAUCUGCCUGUUCGGUACGAACUUGGCCGUGAAGGAGAUCUGGGGCGCCUGGUUGAUCGGCACGGCCUUCGCGCUUGUCCAUGUCAUCUUGAUUCCGUAUUUCGAGCGGCUAGCAGUGGCAAUUUCUGCCUCAUCCGUCGGGACAUUCUUCCUUGCGUUGGGUAUCGACCUGAUUGUCAACAAACAAUCCGGCAUGAGCCUCGGUCUGCGGUAUGCAUUCGACCGCAACCCGCGCCACUACUAUGCCAUUGUGUACGCCGGGUGGAAGCCGCCCACAUCGACAAUCAUCAUCAUGGCUGUCUCCCUCGGGGUCAUGUGA
Messenger RNA from Fomitopsis serialis, 834 nucleotides. RefSeq lists its product as uncharacterized. The transcript is spliced from 4 exons. The record is from RefSeq and is a predicted model, not a curated record. Bases 1 to 834 code for a protein of 277 amino acids. NCBI's taxonomy places the organism in Eukaryota, Fungi, Basidiomycota, Agaricomycetes, Polyporales, Fomitopsidaceae.